ACUGAUCAGAGCACAACCUGGAACAGAGCUGGACUCCAGAUCUCAUUCUCUGGACAUUAUUUCAGACUUUUCAGUCUUUAUCAAGAGUCAGUUCAGGGAUACAGUGUCAAUGAACCAGUUUGAAGAGUCAGAGAGAUUGAAAAUGGACAGAAAGCUGCUGAAGCCUCAAAUUGAGCGCCAAAGACGAGAACGAUUGAACCGCAGUUUGGAGAACCUGCGGAUUUUACUCCUGCAACGCCCCGAGCAACAGGCCACAUCUCAGAGGCGAGUGGAAAAAGCAGAAAUCCUGGAACACACAGUUCUCUUCCUGCAGAGCUCCAUUGCAGAGGCCAAAAAAUCCAGAGCUGAAGAUGAGUCCUCGUCAGAAGGUCCUCAGUUUCUGGAUGGGUUCUCAGCAUGUUUACAGAAAGCAGCUCUCUUCCUGCAGGAGCAGAGCGAGUCACAAGGCCUGCACGAGUCUCUGUCCACGUCCCUGCACCGCUGCCUGAACCGCUGCCGUCCACACUGGCCCAGCAUCAAAGACAUUAGGCAGAGUCACGUCACCCACAGACUGCAGAGUGUGAGGAGACACACACACACACUCUCACACCCGUACAGGUUCCCACUGCGGCACACUGACCAUAACACCACCCAGCGUCACCUCGUCCAGAACACAGCUACAGUAUCAUGUCCCACGACAAGCCCACAGGCAGCCAGCACACAGUGUGUGUGGAGACCCUGGCCUUGAGACUCAAACACACACACACACACACACACAUGGACACGGACAUGGACAUAGACAUUGACUGGGUGUAACAGUAUCGGGCUUGUGUAAUAACAUUUGUAUGAAGCUGCCAUGGCUGAUAAAGAGUAUAUUUAUUUAGUGUUCAGAACACAUUGUUUUUUUAUGAAAAUGCUUGUGCUUUAACUCCUUAAACGUCAGAACUGUUUAUAAAUAAUUGACACACUUUAAGAUGAAUAUGAAGAGAGUUUAAAGGGUUGAACUUGUACAUAGUGUAUAAAUGAUAAUCCCAAUAUUUUUUUAAGGAAGGAUCCUCCACUGCUCUGUACUGUAUUUAUCUAUUUUUGCACAUUUUAAUUUAUUCAACCCCCCCCCCC
Tachysurus vachellii is the source of this 1098-nucleotide messenger RNA. RefSeq names its product hairy and enhancer of split related-7 (gene her7). The coding region runs from base 110 to 727 and encodes 205 amino acids. The record is from RefSeq and is a predicted model, not a curated record. The transcript has 3 exons. Gene Ontology annotation, biological process: regulation of transcription by RNA polymerase II; anterior/posterior pattern specification; regulation of neurogenesis. Gene Ontology annotation, molecular function: protein dimerization activity; DNA-binding transcription factor activity, RNA polymerase II-specific; RNA polymerase II cis-regulatory region sequence-specific DNA binding. NCBI's taxonomy places the organism in Eukaryota, Metazoa, Chordata, Actinopteri, Siluriformes, Bagridae. Gene Ontology annotation, cellular component: nucleus.